This is a messenger RNA of Ruditapes philippinarum (Manila clam), 1626 nucleotides long. Its product is annotated as T-complex protein 1 subunit theta-like. Gene Ontology annotation, cellular component: chaperonin-containing T-complex. The record is from RefSeq and is a predicted model, not a curated record. Gene Ontology annotation, biological process: protein folding. Gene Ontology annotation, molecular function: ATP hydrolysis activity; ATP binding; ATP-dependent protein folding chaperone. Lineage: Eukaryota; Metazoa; Mollusca; Bivalvia; Venerida; Veneridae. The transcript is spliced from 13 exons.
AACCUAUUCUAUAAAGUAAUCGAGUACUCCACAAACAGAUUUGCGAACAUGGCGAUGCACGUUCCUAAAGCUCCGGGCUUUGCCCAAAUGUUAAAAGAAGGGGCAAAGCAUUAUUCUGGUUUAGAAGAAGCUGUAUAUAGGAACAUUGAAGCAUGUAAGGAAUUGGCGAAGACCACCCGGUCAGCUUUUGGACCGCAUGGUCAGAACAAGAUGGUUAUUAACCAUCUAGAGAAACUGUUUGUAACAAACGAUGCUGCAACCAUCCUAAAUGAAUUAGAGGUACAGCACCCAGCUGCAAAGAUGCUGGUUCUUGCAACACAGCAACAGGAACAGGAAGUAGGAGAUGGAACCAACUUUGUCCUUGUGUUUGCUGGUUCCCUUCUUGAACAUGCUGAAAUGUUGCUCAGAAUGGGCUUGUCAGUUACAGAGGUCACAGAGGGUUACGAAUUUGCUUCAAAGAAAGCCCUGGAAAUUCUGCCAGAUUUGAUUUGUGAACAACAGAAAGACCUCCGUGACAGAACACAAGUUGCUCGAGCCAUUAAAACUUCAUUGAUGAGCAAACAAUAUGGACAUGAAGAUUUUCUAUCCAAAUUAGUAGCCGAUGCAUGUGUUUCAAUUAUGUCAGACAAAGUUACAUUUAAUGUUGACAAUAUUCGGGUCAGUAAAAUUCUGGGUUCAGGUGUACUGCAGUCUUCACUCAUACAAGGAAUGGUGUUCAGACGAGCUGUAGAAGGGGAGGUAACCAAGGCCAGCAAAUGUAAAAUAGCUGUAUACUCGUGUCCAUUAGAUAUCAUGCAAACAGAAACCAAGGGUACAGUUUUAAUAAAGAAUGCAGAUGAACUUGUAAACUUCAGCCAAGGAGAGGAAAAUCUAGUAGAACAACAAAUUAAAGCAAUAGCAGAUACAGGUUGUACUGUGAUAGUUGCUGGAGGUAAAGUUGGAGAGAUGGCGACACAUUUCUGUAAUAAAUACAAAAUCCUCAUCCUUAGACUUAUGUCUAAAUGGGACCUGAGAAGGUUGUGUAAGGCUGUAUCUGCUACACCACUUCCAAGAGUGACACCACCAACCCCAGAGGAGUCUGGUUACUGUGAUAAUGUAUAUGUAGAUGAAGUUGGUGAUACUCCAGUUAUUGUCUUUAGACAAGGUCAGUAUCAUUAAACAAUCAAAGAAAGAGAGUGCCUUACGCUAUUAUUGCAUCCGUGGAUCACAAUAAUAUCAGAUGACAUGGAGAGAGCCAUAUGACGGUGUUACACCAUACAGCCCUUAUCCAUGAGUAGGAUGUAUCAUGUAUGGUCCGGAGCUGGAGCUUGUGAGAUUGAGCUAGCCAAGCAAAUCACAACCCUAGGAGAAAGUACACCAGGUCUUGAGCAGUAUGCCAUCAAGAAAUUCGCAGAAGCACUAGAAGUUGUUCCAAGAACAAUUGCUGAAAAUGCUGGAGUAAAGGCAACUGAAGUAUUAUCACUGUUAUAUGCUGCCCAUCAGGAAGGCAAGAAAAAUGUUGGUGUUGAUAUUGAGUCUCAAGGUGCAGGUGUAAUAGACAGCGCAGAGAAGGCAUUGUUUGACCUUUACCUCGCCAAAUACUGGGGGAUCAGAUUCGCUACUGCUGCUGCAUGUACUGUUCUAUAA